Molecule: messenger RNA, 1590 nt
Organism: Pezoporus occidentalis (night parrot)
Lineage: Eukaryota; Metazoa; Chordata; Aves; Psittaciformes; Psittacidae
Gene: MRPS30
Product: mitochondrial ribosomal protein S30
Exons: 5
Coding region: 38-1420 (460 amino acids)
Biological process (GO): translation
Cellular component (GO): ribosome; mitochondrion; mitochondrial large ribosomal subunit
Molecular function (GO): structural constituent of ribosome
Source: RefSeq, a predicted model, not a curated record
UGAACAGUGGUCUUCCGUUGUCUGUUGGCUCUGCGAAAUGGCGGUGCCCGGGCGGCGCCGGUUGCUGUGGCAUGGCCGGUGCUGGUUCUCGCAGGCCGAGUCCGCUGCUGUCCCGCAGCCCCCCGAUUCGCUCUACCCCCCCAUAGUGGCUUCCGCCACGUCGAACAGCAAGGCUUCUAAGCGGCGGCGCCUGGAGCACUUCAAGCAACGGGUGCACGCGGCGGCCUCGGUCGAGGAGAAGCUGCGGGUAUACGGGCUGCUGCAGCGGCCCAAGUACAUGGUCUACCCGCAGACCUUCGCCCUCAACGCCGAUCGCUGGUACCAGAGCUUCACCAAGACUGUCUUCGUGCCGGGGCUGCCCCCUAGAGCGCCGCCAGCAGCCGUGAAAGCCCCGGGAGCGGUGGCCCUGGAGGCCGCGAAAGCCCCGGAGGUAGCGGCGGGAGCGGCAGCCGGGGCCGCCGGAGCCCCGGCGCCGGGAACGGAGGCCCCAGAGGCUGCGAAAACCCUGAACCCUGCGGCGGGAGCGACGCCGAGCCUGGAUAUUGUCGAGCUGCGCUCCCUCGCCUGCGACGCCCUCCUUCAGGAGAGCUUCUACCAAAAUAAGAAGCGGCCGUUCCUGUACCGCGAUCAGGAUCAUACGCCUGGCCCUUUCCUAACGCAGCUCGUGUCCACCCUCGCCGCCUUCCUGUCCUGUCGCAAUCCGCUGCUGGCUGCCUCUUCCCUCGAUUUAAAACCUGAAGUUAACUAUUACUGGCAUCAUGGUGAGGAAGUUGUUGAUCGUGGACACCGAAAGGGUAGAAUUGAUCCUGUGAGAUUUCAGAUAGAUGAUAAACCACAUCUCCAGAUACGCGUACCAAAGCAACUUCCAGAGGUUGUACCGCUAGAGGCAAAUCUUGGAGAUGUUCCUGUUAUUGAUCACAAACCAUCCAAACUGCCGUUGUUCAAAAGGCAGUAUGAAAACAAGGUGUUCAUAGGAUCAAAGGUAGCAGAUCCAUGCUGUUAUGGACAUACCCAGUUUCAUGUUAUUCCUGAUAAACUAAAGCGGGAGGGGUUUAUAAAAGCGCGUCUUGAGGAUCAGAUUGAAGUUGUUUAUCGAGCUAAUGGUAUUGCAAGUCUCUUUGCCUGGACAGCAGCACAGGCAAUGUAUCAAGGGUUCUGGAAUGAAGCAGAUGUGACCCGUCCUUUUGUAUCUCAGGCUGUAGUGACUGAUGGAAAAUACUUUGCUUUCUUUUGUUACCAGCUAAAUACUUUAGCACUAACUGUAGAAACUAUUGAAAAUAACCCUCGGAAGAAUAUUUGUUGGGGUACAGACAGUAAGCCAUUGUAUGAUGUUGUGGAAGAUGGGAGUGUGAAAGGCUUUAAUGAUGAAGUUCUGCUUCAUUUGGUCCGUUUUCUGUUGAACAGACCAAAAGAGUUGUAAAUCAUUAAACAAUAUGGUAUUCCUGUUUGCGUGCCUGAACUUCAGUGUAACUCCACGAAUUAUGGGAUAGGAUAUGCUUUAGUUUUAGUUUAAGCAAACACUAUAUACUUGAGCUUUAUUUUUAAUGUGUAAUACUGUACACUGAAAAAUAAAUGUCUAGAAUACCUCAA